AUGCCUCUUUGUGGUGGAGCGUCCAAACCCAUAGCCCGUAAAAUCGUCAUUCUCGGCGAUGGUGCGUGUGGUAAGACGUCGUUGUUGAACGUAUUCACACGAGGAUACUUUCCUCAAGUGUAUGAACCAACAGUUUUUGAGAACUAUGUUCACGAUAUUUUUGUCGACGGUCAGGCCAUGCAACUGUCGCUGUGGGAUACUGCUGGUCAGGAAGAGUUUGACAGACUACGGUCUCUCAGUUACUCAGACACCCAUACAAUCAUGCUCUGUUUCUCAGUAGACUCGAGAGACUCGCUGGAAAACGCCCAAACCAAGUGGGUUUCAGAAAUUGUCGACCAUUGUGAGGGAGUCAAGCUGGUGCUGGUAGCACUCAAGUGCGACCUGCGAAACACUGAAGAGUCUGCCGAGGCUAAUGGUGGUGCUGCUGGCGGCGACGACCCCAGAAAACGCAUGAUCACCUACGACGAGGGACUGGCAGUGGCUAAACAGGUCGGCGCACUCCGUUACCUCGAGUGUUCGGCCAAACGCAACCGCGGCGUCAACGAAGCGUUCACCGAGGCUGCCCGAUGCGCUCUCAGUGCCAAAGCCAAGGGAACUCAUGAAGAAGAGAAGUCCAGCAAAUGUGUCAUUUCAUAG
Sugiyamaella lignohabitans is the source of this 636-nucleotide messenger RNA. It is a transcript of the gene RHO3, whose product is annotated as Rho family GTPase RHO3. Gene Ontology annotation, molecular function: GTP binding; GTPase activity. The record is from RefSeq and is a predicted model, not a curated record. NCBI's taxonomy places the organism in Eukaryota, Fungi, Ascomycota, Dipodascomycetes, Dipodascales, Trichomonascaceae. Gene Ontology annotation, biological process: small GTPase-mediated signal transduction. Bases 1 to 636 code for a protein of 211 amino acids. The transcript has a single exon.